CUGAGAAGCCGGCGGGGCGGGGCCAGCAUGGCAUUGCUGUGGGGAGUUGACCAGAAUUCCCGAUGCUCGGUACGGGCGGCAGGUUGGUGCGCGGCUCUUGUCGAUCAUUGUUGGGAUUACUGGGAGACUUUACUGAAGAGCCGACCCAGUGUAUGAGCAGCGGCCGCGGGAUGGCUCCUCGGCUCCCACAGGGGCCCCAGGCCCCUGUGUUAACAGGCUGUUAGUGCUUAACAUGUCACUGCGAACUGAAAGAAAAUUAGAUUCUUCUACACUGGAGAAGGUUGCUGCAGACAUGAGUAAUCUGAUAGAAAAUCUGGACACCAGUGAGCUCCGCUUCGAUGGGGAGGAAGUGGACUAUGAUUUUGGCACGGACCCCAAAACUAGUAGUGCCAGCAUUCCCUUUUCGGCUAUUUAUAAGACAAAAGGUUUUAAGGAGCCUGACCUCCAGACGUACCUAACAGGAUGCGCCAUUAAAGUCAGGGUUCUAGAGGUGGAAAGAUUUGCUUCAUCAUCUUCCUCAAAGACAUCCGUUCUGAACAUUUACACGAUUGAACUUAAUCAUGGGGAGUUCACAUGGCAAGUUAAGAGGAAAUUCAAGCAUUUUCAAGACCUCCACAGAGAACUUCUUCGAUACAAAGCUUUCAUCAGAAUCCCUAUUCCUACCAGGAGCCACACAGUGAGAAGACAAACUGUAAGAAGAGGAGAUGUCAGAUCAAUGCCCAAUCUACCCCGGAAUGCAGAGAUUGUUCGAGAAGAGCAAGCUUCAAGUAGAAGGAAACAAUUAGAAGAUUAUCUAUCAGCGCUGUUAAAGAUGCCGAUGUACAGGAAUUAUCAUGCAACAAGGGAAUUUAUUGAUGUGAAUCAGCUAUCCUUUAUCCAUGACCUUGGACCGAAGGGCAUUGAAGGAAUGAUAAUGAAGAGAUCCGGUGGGCACAGAAUACCUGGCUUGAAUUGCUGUGGACAAGGAAGUGCGUGCUAUCGAUGGUCAAAAAGAUGGCUAGUUGUGAAGGAUUCCUUCCUUUUAUACAUGAAGCCUGACACUGGAGCCAUUUCCUUUGUUCUGUUAGUCGAUAAAGAAUUCAACAUAAAGAUGGGGAAGAAAGACACUGAGACCCAGUAUGGCUUACGAAUAGACACUCUCUCCAGAUCUUUGAUUUUGAAGUGCAACAGCUACAGACAUGCACGAUGGUGGGGUCAGGCUAUUGAAGAAUUUGUUAGGAAACAUGGGAAAAACUUCCUGACGGCUCAUAGAUUUGGAUCAUAUGCAGCAGUCCAAAAAAACACACUAUGUAAAUGGUAUGUCAAUGCCAAAGGAUAUUUUAAUGAUGUGGCUGAUGCAAUGGAGGCAGCAAAGGAAGAAAUUUUCAUUACAGAUUGGUGGUUAAGUCCAGAAAUAUUCCUGAAGCGUCCAGUGGUGGAAGGAAAUCGGUGGAGACUUGAUUGUGUUCUCAAGAGAAAAGCUCAACAAGGUGUCAAGAUCUUUGUUAUGUUGUAUAAAGAAGUGGAACUGGCACUGGGAAUAAACAGCGAGUACAGCAAAAGAACUCUCAUGCGUAUACAUCCCAAUAUUAAGGUGAUGAGACAUCCAGAUCAUAUGUCCUCAUCUGUGUACUUGUGGGCUCACCAUGAAAAAAUAGUGGUUAUUGAUCAGUCUGUGGCUUUUGUUGGAGGAAUUGACCUGGCGUACGGACGAUGGGAUGAUGAUGAGCACAGGCUAACAGAUGUUGGAAGUGUCAAGAGAAUCGUAGCAGCCCAGUCCACAACUGGCAUAAACAUGGCCUUGUCCGGGUCUGUGCAGGCGUUGAAUGGUGAAGACAUGUCCACGAAGAAACCUAGCUUCCAAGUUCAGGAGAAAAAAGGUGAAGAAGUGGUGGACAACUCAAAGAUACGAGGCAUGGGCAAAUCUCGAAAAUUUGCUAAGUUCAGCCUGUAUAAACAGCUCCACAAACACAACCUCCAACAUGCAGACAGCGUCAGCAGCAUAGACAGCCAGUCACACAGGGGAUCCGUUCGCAGUUUACAGACUGGUGUGGGAGAACUUCUUGGCGAAACUCGAUUCUGGCAUGGAAAAGAUUAUUGCAAUUUUGUCUUCAAAGACUGGGUGCAGCUGGAUAAACCUUUUGACGACUUCAUUGACAGAUACCAGACACCGAGAAUGCCCUGGCAUGACAUUUCUUCUGUAGUACAUGGGAAAGCUGCACGUGAUGUGGCCAGGCAUUUUAUUCAGCGCUGGAACUUUACAAAGAUAAUGAAGCCCAAGUACCGUUCUCUAUCCUAUCCUUUCCUUCUGCCUAAAUCACACAAAACAGCCAAUGAGUUGCCAUAUCAGGUUCCAGGGUCAAUUCAUGCUGAUUCACAGGUUCUCCGUUCUGCAGCAGACUGGUCAGCUGGGAUUAAGUACCAUGAAGAGUCCAUCCACAAUGCAUAUGUGCACGUGAUCCAGAACAGCGAGCACUACAUCUACAUUGAGAAUCAGUUCUUUAUCAGCUGUUCAGACAAUAAAGUAGUGUUUAACAAGAUUGGGGACACCAUUGCACAGAGGAUCAUUAAGGCCCACAGGGAAAACAAGAGGUACAGAGUGUUUGUGAUCACACCUCUGCUCCCAGGGUUUGAAGCAGAUAUUUCUACUGGAGGGGGAAACGCAUUGCAGGCUAUCAUGCACUUCAACUACAGAACCAUUUGCAGAGGAGAACAUUCCAUCAUUGAACAGUUGAAGACAGAAAUUGGGGAUAAGUGGCUGAACUACAUAUCCUUCUGUGGUCUACGGACACAUGCUGAACUGGAAGGAAAUCUUGUUACUGAAUUGAUCUACGUACACAGCAAACUGCUUAUUGCCGAUGAUAACACGGUCAUUAUUGGUUCAGCUAAUAUUAAUGACCGCAGCAUGAUGGGGAAGCGUGACAGCGAGAUGGCUGUUAUUAUUCAAGACACAGAGAAGGUUCUGUCGGUCAUGGAUGGGGAGGCUUAUGAAGCUGGGAAAUUUGCCCUGUCACUUCGGAUGCAUUGCUUCAGUCUUCUCCUCGGUUGCCUUAAUGAUCCAUCUGUCAAUAUCCAAGACCCUAUUAGUGACAAAUUUUUCAAAGAGGUUUGGGUGGCCACAACAGCUCGCAACACUACCAUUUUUGACAAAGUAUUUCGAUGUCUUCCAAGUGAUGAAGUGCAAUACUUUUUUCACCUGCCCGACUAUCUUGCCAAGUCAGCCCUGGCUACACAGGAUCGUGUGAAAGCACAAGAAGAACUGCAGAGAAUUCGUGGGUUUGUGGUCCAACUACCUUUCUUAUUCCUUUCUGGAGAAAAUCUCUUACCAUCUGUGGGAACCAAGGAGUCUAUUGUGCCCAUGGAAACCUGGACCUGAAAGGAAUUUUUUUUUAUACAUAAAAUAAACUGCAAUUUCUAAGUGGCCAGAAAUCUUAUACAAAGCCACAUACCAUGCUGUUGGGCACUUAGGGGGUAAUUCAUCAUUCUUUGGACCAGCAUAGAGUGUCAAAAUUGCCCAAAUUCAUUGCGCAAAAUUUCUUGCACAAAGUGGGAGUUUGCACAUCAUUUUUGAGCUGGAGCAGGGAGUGAUAAAUCCCCUGCACCCCCCCCCCCAAAGCCCAACUUUAAGCCAUUGAAAUGCCCCACUUUAUGAUGCAACAUUUAUGGCAAAUUGUAUCUGGCCACUUCUGCUCUUAUAUAUGGUAGUAACUGUACAACUAAACGGUUUGGUUACAGUGUAAUCCACGAUCACUGUAUUUGUUACACACAGUGUGUAGCAUGUAACGGUAAAUGGAAUUGCCUAACCACUUGCUGGGUAAAGGUUCUGUGGCUGACCAAAGUAUACACUGAAGUCUCUGAAUAGUAAUAAUCUCCUGUGGUAAAUGCUACAGCUCUAUGCCACUAUUCAGCAGUCAUUGCUGCAGCUUCAAAGUUGUCAGCAAAGGCAAGUACCUCUGGGAGCCCACAAUUUAUUUUAUUUUAUUAUUGAACACUACCAUUCCUUUUGGCAAAUAAAGCUGCUAUCUGCAUUUGGUGCCAUGAGCUGCCAAGUGCUGGGGAACAGAUGGAAAGUAAGGCCUAUAUCUUUUCUCUGCGAUCUGUCCUGUUAAAGGAUUAUAACUUGCAUUCAAAGGGACCAUGAGCCAUGAAAUCCAUGUGCCAACUACAUCUGCGUGCCAUAGACUGUCACUUUUUUGUAUGUCUCUCUUUGUCAUAUUUAGUGUUUACUGAAUUGCACAUGUUGUAUUCUUAAAUAACACCAUAGGGGGCACCAUUAUGUAUUAAUAUCAUUGUAUGUCGAGCCAUAGAAAAAUUUGAAUGAUUUGAGUCAUUAUUCAAAAUCUCUUUUCAGUUUAGCUUGUAUGAGGGCUAUCUUCAUCUUCAAUAACUCAAAUACAUUUUAGAAAGAAAUUGUACAAUGGGUAUUGGACAAGUAAUGGAUCCCAAGUACUAGCUCUUGAUUCUUUUUGUGGGGAUAGUUCAUUUUGGAGCAAUGAAGGUAGAAUGCUAUGUCUUUCAUUUAUUAAUGUAAUGUAUCCUGUGUAAUAAUGACAUUAGUGCCAUUGAUAUUACUUUAUAACGUUUAUCUUGCUUUAAAUCAAUUAUUGAUUCAUUAUCAGAAAAUACCAAAUAUUAUGUACAGUAAAUGUAUUUGUUCUGUAAAUUGAUGCCUAUCAAAACUUCGUGUUGUAAUGAAGAAAAUACAUUUUCAUAAGAGUGUAAUUUUAAAUAGACAUCUAGAGCAUGGCCAUGAGCAGCUUAAUCAGUCUAAACUACAGUAAUACAUCAAUACAAGGGCGAGUCAAUAAUCAUCUGCAAUAAAACUAUAAACUUUAUUUUUCAAUAUAGCCCUGUUAAUUUUCCAUUGUUGCAUAAGCUUCUGUAUUCCCAUUAAAAAAAAAUCAUUGGGUACCGAUCAGCUGAGAGGGACAGACUGAGAUCACUUACCGAUCUCCUGUCUGUCUGAUUGGUGCUCCAACAGUGCAGGCAGCCUCAGCAGCAUGCACUGAUGUAGCGCCAAUAACACUGAUCAAUGCCAUACUAUGGCACAGCAUUGUUUAGUGUUUUCAAUCGAAAGAAAGGUUUAGCCCCUAUAGGGGCUAAAAACUAGCAAAUAAGAUUUAAAAAAUAAUAAUAAUUCCCUAAUAAAAGUUUGAAUACCUUCCCUUACCCAUUUUUUUUAUAAAAUAAUGUAAACAAAAAUAAAAAAUAUUUGGUAUCUUGUGUGUGGAAGUAUCCAAUCUAUUAAAAUAUAGUAAUGAAAAGGCACAGUUAAUGGCGAAAACUUUUUAAAAAAUUACUAAAUUACAGAAAUGCAGAUUUUUGGUCACUGCAUAUACCAGAUAAAUUUUUUUUAAUAAAAAGCGAUCAAAAAAUCCCAUCAAAACAAAAAUGGUACUGAUUAAAACUACAGAUCACAGCACAAAAAAUGAGCCCUCACACAUCACAAAAAGUUAUCAUUUUUUGGGGUGCAUCGUUGUAAUUGUAUGGGCCUACAGAAUAAAGAUUAAAUUUCAUUUUUACUGAAAAGUGCUUUACGUAGAAACAGAAGCCCCCUAAAAGUUGCAAAAUGGUAGGUUGUUUUUUUUUUUGUUUCCACAAAUAUUUUUUAUUACCAUACAUUUCUUGUGUAAAAUUAGUAAUGUCAAAAACUGGUGACGCAAAAAACAAGCCCUUAUUAUGGGUCUGUAGGUAGAAAAUUGAAAGCAUAUUAGCCAUUAAAAGACAAGGAGGCCAAAACUAAAAAGCAAAAAUGAAAAAUCAAUGCGCCCUUAAACUUUUUCUUUCAAUUCUUUUGAACAAUGGACCGAAAAAAUAACCUAAACUACAGUUAUUAGUACUGAGAGUCAACUAUAGUGCCCUGUAGAUUAGAUUUCCUCUGCAGCCCCUGUAAAAGUGACAUGGAGGGUAGCACUGGAGGAGGAAAGAGAACAUGUGGGACAGGCACUAUCCUUCAAUGAGUGCUGAAGAAAGUUCUGUUGUUUUUGUCAUAGGCAUCUUAUAAAUGCUUAUAUUUAAUGCCCCGCCAUCUCAUGACCAUGACACUUUAUUUAUGAGUGGUAGUAAUGUACCCAAAAUACUGGUCUGGAGAUACAGCCUGAAUACAGAGACAGCCCUAUAACAGUUUAGAGGAAAGUAGAGACUCAACAACUAAAAACAUCAGCAGAUCAGUGAGUGCACAGGUAACAAGAGCAGGAAUGCUGGGUGAUGUGAACGCACCAGCAGAAAUCUUAUUGCAGCUCUAUAAUACAUGUACUUAUUUUCUAAUCAUGAGUUAUAACAUUUCAUGUGUUUCAUACAUUGGUUCUGGAACCAAUUAAUAUUGUAUAUUGAGUCCAUAACUCAAUCAGUAAAUGGCUCUGAAGCCCCCAAAAUGUUAAUCAAAUAUACAAAAACAUAAAGAAUGUACUUUAUUGGUGCUUCACUUUCUUCAAACUUUGCCCAUAAUUUUAUUAGUCAAUAGGAGCAAUAUGAAACAGGUUAAUCUCUUUCUAGAAGGAGGGGACUAUAGGUAGACAGGGUCACAUGACCAACCACUUACAUCAUUGUCUGCAGCGCAUUGGCCAUUAACACAGGCCGAUGUGCAGUAAAUAAAGAUGAUUUUAAUGUCUACAUAAAAGAUGCAAUCAGCUGAUGAGAGAGCAUUUGCUUGUUCAUUGACUGAUCUCUCUGUAAUAUCCGGAGUACCCCUUAAAGGAUGAGUGUUCCUCAGCUGAAGGAGAACCACAAUUCCCAGAAGGUCAGAAACAUUCAGGACUUGUAGUUUUCCAACACAAAGGAAGAGGAAAACAGUAUAGAAAAUGCUGAAUGUAUGUGAUGUUUAUCACUACACUGUACAGUACCAAUUGUGGACAGGGUCUGGAUAGGACACACUUUAUUACUGGCACUGUAACUGUAGGCUUCUAUAGUGCUGCAGUUAUAAGCGCAUUGUAAGUGGAUGCUGUACUCUUCUUAAGUUGAAUAAUAUGAUGUCAGGGGAACUUUAUAUGUGUAAAUGGUGCAUGACAGUGAUCAUACAUCAUGUUCAACUUUUUGUCCCCCAUUUUAUUCACAGUAAAUAACAUGGCAUUUAGUCUUAAUAGGGUCCUGCAUUUGGAAGGGGUAUUCUGGGUUUAUCCAAAGGAUAGGGGAUAAGAUGUAUGAUCGCAGCGGUCCCACCGCUGGGGACCCCCGCGAUCUAUGUGCAGCCCCCUGGCAUUCUGUGGCUCCAUUCAUUUCUAUGGGAGGGGGUGUACCCCUUUUUAAGGCCCGGUUCACCCCAUGUUUUUACAGCCUGUACUGUGUUAAAGAGGUAUCUAUUAUCCACAGGCUGUGGUGGCAUUUGUUUCAUGUAUACGUCGUGCAAACUGUUAGUCAUAAUGUGCCUAUGGGUGACAGUUGCCACCAUUAGGCAUAUGUCACAGCUUCCGUUUAAUAUAUAUUUUCAGAGCACUUCCCUAUGUAAAAGUAAACAAACUUGAAGUAAACAGCCACAAUAUAGUAUAUAUAUAUUACAUGUUCUAAGCAUUUUGACAACCCUGUGGGCUGUGUUUUUAUCCAGUAGCUGCACAUUUACAUAUUUGUUCUUUUUUCCCUUUUUUUUUUUACUGAGAUCUUCUGAAUCCACAUUUAAUUUAUAGUAAAUUUUGUUAAUAUAAUGUGAGACAGAUAAAUAUAAAGUAUUUAGCAAAUUAAUAGAAAUGUUUAAAAAAAUGCAUUUUCAUUGUUAUGCCUUGCAUCACAAUACAGGCAUGUCAAAUGAUAGAAAAUACAUUAAAAUACAUAUUUUUGUUACCAUUUUUCCAAUAUCAAGGAUUUGACCCAUUUGGGCAUAGAGUGAAUACGUUUUUGUAGCGUUCAGUCAUACGGGCAUGGCGUGCCAAAACUUAGAUAAGUUAUUUUAUCAGUUACUGCUUGUUUGUUGUGGUUCCUUUUUAAUGUCAAACUUUAGAUCUGUCCAUCAUUUCUUUAUUAGAUUUUUUCCUGGCUAUUGCCUGGCAUAGGUAACACUUCAAUGCCAUGAUCUUAAAGAAAAUAUGCCACUUCAUGAUCCUUGUGACAUGGGGCAGCAUCAUGCAUGAAGAUAGUCUCUGGUCUCCUGUGAAUCCCUUCUUCUGUGCCCGGUCACACAGUCAUGGAAUAAAACAUUGUUCUACGUUGGCUUUGUAGAGCUGCUGGUUCAUAUUACCCUGCCUACCCCAAAGAUGCUUAUGAUAAUCUAUACCAGGCAUAGGAAACCCUUUGGCACUGCAGAUGUUUUGGACUACAUUUCCCAUGAUGCUUUGGCAGCAUUUUGGAUGUAAGAGCAUUGUGGGAGAUGCCUGGUCUAUACCAUGAAAUGAAUGGAGUGCUUAAUUUACUGGACAAUGCAGUCUUCCCUUAUUUGUUCUCCAGGAUGUCACCUAAAUUACAGUAUUGUACUUGCUGCUCAGAACACUGGAUAAUGCUCUUGUUCCCAAAACUAGAUUUUUUUUUUGCUAACUAAAUCAAAGAACUUAUGCUAAUAAAAUUAAUAAUUUUUCAAUUGUUUAGUCUGUUGACUAGGUUUCAAACUGUUUAGUCCAGUCAAGUCUUUUUGUCUUAAUUUGUUUAGUCAGUCACUGUUUUUUUUUUGUUCUUUUUUUUUUUUUUUUUAUAAAUGUCUGUGGGCUUGAAGUCCAGAAUCCAGAAGUCUUUAUUGAACAGAUCUCAGUCUUUUUAAAAUGCUAUUUUUCCAGAAAGUCUUUCAACUGUCUUACUCUGAUUCUCUUGGCAUUCUUUCGGCAUUCCAAAAUUGAAUCAUCUUGACUGUCCACUUUUGCCACCACAUUUACCAGAAUGUCUGGAUACCCUUGGUUUAAAAGGUACUUUCAAGAUGGGUGACAGAUGUUGUAGUAACUCCAAAUGUAUUAGUUAUUUCUCUUUUUGUACAUCCUCUUUCAACAAAAUUUCAAUUUUAGCUCACUUUGAUGGCGUUUCAGUAUCUACAUAUCAUAAGGGUUGUGAGGUGACAAUUUUCUUUGGGAUCAUGGAAUUGAAGUGUUACCUUGUCCAGGCAAUAUACAAAUACAAUAGAGAAAUUGUGAGCAGAUUUAAAGUUUGAAAUAAGAAAACGAUCCCUAACAAACAAGCAACAACUAAUAGAAGAACUUAUCUUGGGCGCGCAAUGCCUGUAUGACUGAUCACUGUAAGUAACGUGUUCACUCCAUGUCUGAAAGAGGUAAAUCCUUGAUAUUGGCCAAAGGAUAACUAACCAAAUAUUAGUUUGAAAAAUUUUCUCUAAGAACAUGUUUCAUGUAAAACAACGUGUAUUUAGUGUUUAUUUGAUAUGUCUGUAUUAAGAUGCAAGGUAAAACCACAAUAUGAAUUCUUUCAUUUCUAUUUCUUUGGCCAACGCUGUAUAGAAUAUGUAUAAAUAUAUUGUAAUAUUAGGAUUGUAUUUUUAUAUGUAUUAAGACGUCAGGCCAAUGUUUCUUGUCUGAAUCACUUUGUAUGUCUUAGGGUGCAUUUACACACAGAAGAACCACUGCGGAUUUAAGGUUGUAAAAUCCUAAAUCGUGGAUUUUACAAGGCAGUUCUUAUGUAAUUUUGUGUGCGUUGUAAGAUCUGCAACUGUGGAUUUUACAAUUGUGGAUUCUGUGUGUUACUACGUAUGUUCACUUUUCUGAAGUUUUUAUUAUAUCUGUAAUGCCAUUAUAUGCCUGAAAAUGCAAUGACAGUAUUCCCAUCUCAUAAGUAAUGAUUGGUGGAGGUGCGACUAAAUGACUGCUUCACUGAUUCAUCACUUCCGUGCCAUCAGUCUUUUCCCACUAUGCAGGGAACCUGCAGCACAGCUUCUGGGGCUAUAUGUAUAUUAUUAGUUCCCUGCAAAGCCGAAAGGCUAGUAGCACCAAUUUACAGAAAAGAAAACCACCAAAUCACCACUGAAUCACUUAAUUCACAGGAUUUGUGGGUGUCCCUAUGAACAGACACCCACUUUCAUAAAGCAGUAGCAUAUCUUGGCAAUAUCCACCAUUUUGAGAUUGCUGUACUAAAUUAAUAUUUGGCUUCACUUCUAUUGCACUGAUCCAAACUUCUCAGUCCCUGCAGCUUUCUGUAGUUUAGAUCUAAUAGUAAACUGUAAAAUGUGAACAUACGCUUUAAAGAUGAAACCCAAUAUGCAGUUAAUUAACUUCUAUUCCUUCUGUGAAGGGCGACUUGGUAAAACUUUGUAAUCUGCAUGACUUUAAAAUCCUUCUAGACUAUUUACUGUAAUUAUGUUUGAAUUAAUUGGUUCAACACAUGUAUUUGUUCUUAAUUAAAAUAUGACAACUUG
Hyla sarda is the source of this 10252-nucleotide messenger RNA. It is a transcript of the gene PLD1, whose product is annotated as phospholipase D1. Bases 233 to 3355 code for a protein of 1040 amino acids. Lineage: Eukaryota; Metazoa; Chordata; Amphibia; Anura; Hylidae. Gene Ontology annotation, biological process: intracellular signal transduction; phosphatidic acid biosynthetic process; cell motility. The record is from RefSeq and is a predicted model, not a curated record. The transcript is spliced from 26 exons. Gene Ontology annotation, molecular function: phosphatidylinositol binding; D-type glycerophospholipase activity.